This is a messenger RNA of Cuscuta campestris, 1020 nucleotides long. The record is from the annotation of a GenBank genome assembly. NCBI's taxonomy places the organism in Eukaryota, Viridiplantae, Streptophyta, Magnoliopsida, Solanales, Convolvulaceae.
AAUAUCGCACUGACCAUUUGUCCUUGAUUCCUCUCCACGUUUUGGAUUCAAACGCGAAGAUUGACUGACCAAGAAAUGAACCAAAGGCUGCUUCGACCUUCUCUAUCUGUGGUUAACCCUGCAGCCACCUCAAGUGACCAGCCAUCUAAUGCAUCCAGAGAUGAUACUAAUCCUACUGUGGCCCUGAGCUGUGGACAUGGCAGCUUGAAUGGAAAUGGACUAGAGCAAAAAAUUGUCUUGCAAGAUUUGGAGCCCUUGGAGCUCCAGUCUCUGCAUGAACUUGUUUCUUUAGUCCAUGACCAUUUCAACCAAAAACGACCUAUGGUUUGCAGCUCUACUAACACUCACAAAGUUGAAACCAACAGCCAAGGGGCUAUCAGAAAGGAUGAGUGCUCUAACUUUCUAGAAGAUAAAGUUGCGAAUCUUAUUUGGUCCCUUAAGCCACUCACUCUUAGGAGUGUUUUUCUUGCCAUGGCACAUAAUUUUCCAAGAACUCUGGAGGCUCUAGUGUUGCAUGCAUUGUCUCCUCUUGGAGCAGAAAUACUAACUCGUAAGCUUGAGGAGAUGGACCACCUUGUUGCCGAGGACGACCGGAACAAUUUCUACCAGAUUUUCUAUGGUGUGUUUGACGACCAAUUUGCUGCGAUGGAUGCUCUUUUAAACAAGAAAGAGUCAUUUGCAUGCCAGGCAUUCAAAUCUGUGCUUGAUCAGUAUUUGGGAGUUAAUUUUGAUGGACCUAAUCCACAAGUGUGAUGAGACUUCAUUCUACCGCUUCAUUCCAAUUUCCAUGCAUUAAAACAUGAAGGGAGAAGAAUAGGAAAACUCGAACAGCCACAGAAGGUUUGGUAAUUACUGGAAUUGGGAAGGGGACAAAAAAAGGGAUAAAAAAGGUAAGACUGUGGGGUUGAGAUUCCCUGAUGAUAGAUGACAUCUACAAGCUUAAUGGAGAAGGCUAAAUAGCUAAAAUAGAUCUUUUGAAUUUAAGCUUCUUUUUCUUUAUGAUAAAAAGAUACAACUUUU